AUGCUGUUUGCUUUACUUUUGCUAACAUUUUCAGUAUGCGCUCAAGCUAUUGAGUGUAAUUCAUCACAGUCUUGCCCAGAAAGUGCACCAUGUUGCUCUCAAUACGGUGUGUGUGGUACAGGUUCAUACUGCCUGGGUGGUUGUGACCCAAAAUUCUCUUACAGCAUAGAUGCGUGUAUGCCAAUGCCUGUUUGUAAAGAUACUACGACAGUCUUUGACAAAUAUGUCUCUAAAAUGGUUAGUGGCUACGAAUACUUGGGUAAUGCUUCCGCAGCGGACUGGAUUUAUGAAGGGUACGUUAUGGACUACGAGGAUGAAAAUGCCAUGAUCAUGGCGAUGCCCUUGAAUGCUUCCACUGUUGUGUCUUCAACUCGUUAUGUCUGGUUUGGUAAGAUUGGUGUCAGAAUGAAGACGUCGCACGAUCCAGGUGUCGUUACCGCAUUCAUCAUGUUUUCAUCUGUUCAGGAUGAAAUUGACACUGAAUUCAUUGGAGCCAACUUGACUACAGUUCAAACAAACUACUACUUUGAAGGUGUUGUAAAUUACACUGAUUCACAUGCUCACAACAUUUCCACUACAGACACGUUCGAAAACUAUCAUGAUUAUGAAAUUGACUGGCAAGAAGAUUAUAUCACUUGGUCAGUGGAUGGUGUGGUUGGUAGAACAUUGUAUAGGAACCAAACUUACAACAGUACCACCAAAGUGUACGAUUUCCCACAAACACCAUCCCGUGUGCAGCUUUCAUUGUGGCCAGGCGGUAACUCCAACCAAGCCCCGGGUACUAUUGCAUGGGCAGGUGGUGCGAUUGAUUGGAAUUCUACAGACAUGGAAAAUUACGGUUACUACUAUGCUGUUAUUCAGAGUAUCAACGUAACCUGUUACGACCCACCCUCUGGAACAAUAAAAAACGGUACCACAUCUUACCAGUAUACUGAUGACAAGGACUUUACAAAAGAUAAGAUCAUAAUCGGUGAUGCUGGCACCAUUUUGGCGUUAUACAAUAACACAGGUCUAGAUCCUGAUGCCGGAAAAGUUUCAUCAUCUUCAUCGAAGUCCAGCAGCACAUCAUCCAGCAGCACAUCAUCCAGCGGAGAAUCAAAAACUUCCUCAUCUCAUACCCUAAAGUCCAUAGGUGGCUCUACUUCUAGUGAUUCUGAAAGUAGCACGACAUCAAGCUCAGAAACCCAGACUGGAUUCGUGCAAAACAUCAAAAGCACCAGCUCUGGAACAGCGUCAGUCCAAGGCACAACGACUAGUUCUGGUGGUGCCCCAGGCGGUGUUUAUGUUCCUGAUAAGUUCGCUAGUUUUGCAGGUACCUUAAUGACACUAGUGGGUUCUGUUAUGGCGUUUGUACUUUAA
Messenger RNA from Lachancea fermentati, 1359 nucleotides. The record is from the annotation of a GenBank genome assembly. NCBI's taxonomy places the organism in Eukaryota, Fungi, Ascomycota, Saccharomycetes, Saccharomycetales, Saccharomycetaceae.